CACAGCGGGACUCUGCUGUCCUGCGGUAACAUUGUUGUGGAACGACGUCACAGCUCGAAAAUGAAGGCGCAGAGGCAGCCAUUACCGGAGCUUCUCUAAUUAUUUUAUUCCAAAUAAAUACUCGCGGAAAACUCCCAUGGCAAGAGCUACAAGUCAGCUGUACGAUGUCGUGCCUAUUCAGCCCAGCGUUGUCAUUUGUACCCACUCGCAUCCAUCAAUGGUAAGGAACCACCCCGACUUAAGCAGCAGCCACUGUCCCGGCAUGGAGGGCUCGCCCUCGGAGGCCCGUGCCACCGGAGCGUCUGCCAGCGGCCAGGGCUCCGGCCUCCGUGCGCAGAAGGUGGCUCAGGCCCCUCAGCCUCGCAAGAAGAAACCGGAGGACUUCAAGUUUGGCAAGAUACUGGGAGAGGGCUCAUUCUCCACGGUUGUUCUAGCAAGAGAGCAGGUAACUGGCAAAGAAUAUGCAAUUAAGAUAUUGGAGAAGCGGCACAUCAUGAAGCAGAACAAAGCCCAGUAUGUGAAAAGAGAACGGGAUUUGAUGUCAAAUCUUGACCACCCGUUCUUCGUCAAGCUCUUCUUCACAUUUCAAGAUGACGACAAGUUGUAUUUUGGUCUCAGCUACGCAAAGAACGGCGAACUCCUAAAAUACAUUCGUAAAAUCGGUUCAUUCGAUGAGACCUGCACUCGAUUCUAUUCAGCGGAAAUCGUUUGUGCUCUAGAAUACUUGCACAGUGUGGGGAUUAUCCAUAGAGAUUUGAAACCAGAGAAUAUUCUUUUGAGCGAAGAGAUGCACAUCCAGAUAACAGAUUUUGGGACAGCAAAACAGUUGUCAUCAGACAGCAAGCAAGCGAGAGCCAACUCCUUUGUGGGAACAGCACAGUAUGUUUCACCAGAGCUGCUAACAGAGAAAUCAGCUUGCAAAAGCUCUGACCUCUGGGCAUUGGGAUGUAUUAUCUAUCAAUUAGUGGCUGGUCUACCACCGUUCAGAGCUGGAAACGAGUACUUAAUAUUCCAGAAGAUCAUAAAGCUGGAGUAUGAAUUCCCUGAGAAAUUCUUCCCCAGAGCCAAGGAUCUUGUCAAACAGCUUUUGUCACUGGACCCCUCAAAUCGGCUCGGCUGUGAGGAGAUGGGCGGCUACGACCCUUUGAAGCAACACCCCUUCUUUGACACCAUCUCCUGGAGUGACUUGCACCUGCAGACGCCGCCCAAGCUCACGCCGUACCUGCCGGCCAUGUCGGAGGACGAUGAGGACUGUUACGGAAAUUACGACGACCUCCUGAGCCAGUUCAGCAACAUGCAGGUGGCCCAGUCCAGCUCGUCGCACUCGCUGUCGCCGCACGAGUCGACGCCCCCGCAGCGCUCCAGCAGCAACAUCGAGCAAUACAUCCACGACCUGGACAACAAUUCCUUCGAGCUGGACCUCCAGUUCACUGACGAGGAGAAGCUCUUGUUGCUGGACAAACAAACCUCGGGAAAUCCAUGGCACCAGUUUGUGGAAAACAACCUGAUAUUAAAAAUGGGUCCAGUAGACAAACGAAAGGGUCUGUUUGCCCGACGGAGACAGCUGCUGCUCACCGAAGGACCACACCUGUACUAUGUGGAUCCUGUCAACAAGGUCCUGAAAGGAGAAAUCCCUUGGUCACUAGAAUUACGCCCCGAGGCCAAGAACUUCAAAACCUUCUUUGUUCACACGCCUAACCGAACAUACUAUUUGAUGGACCCUAGCGGAAAUGCCGACAGAUGGUGCAAGAAGAUCCAGGAAGUGUGGCGAAAGAUCUAUCAAAGACACCAAAAUCCCGGCCUAUAGGAGCGCUCCCGCAUCCGCUUUGGCUCGGAGGCCAAUCAGUGAGCAGAGUAACACCCUCUUUAGUGCCCUUCAUCACCGCAGUGUAAACAAACUCUUUACAGACGCUGGCAUCUAGACCUUGUUUGUUUUACUGAGUAGAAUCAUUGGGGGGGGGGGUUGGAGGCUACAACUUUGGAUUCAGGGUUGCUUUGCUUGUUCUUUGUGCUCCGUGUGAGGCUUCUGUUGCCAUCCAGUCCCGCUAAGCACAUCUGGGGUUUUUUUUCUGUACAUUCUCGGCGGAAGGUGAAAGGCAAGCUUGGGGGAACGCAGGGCCUCUCUAUCUCUCUUCUAUCUAAAAUCCAAGGACUGUUUUUCCUGAUAUACCAUCACGCAAAAAUCAUAAUUGGUGAGAAUCCCAGAAUCGAAUUCAACCGUAUCCUAAACCUGUGUCCUAUGUGCAAGCUGUAGACCCCCUCCCCCUUUAAAUUUUUUUUGCGUCGAGCACAUAUCGUCCCAUAGCUCCACCGCCUAGCGCGUGCUUGAUUCACUCGGGCGCAAUUACCAAAUUCAAAUGUAUUUUUGUAAGCAUCCACGUAUUUCCACAGUAUUUGAGUUGCUUUCUUGAACCGCGCGGUACUCGCUUCUGGCGGUCCGAUCCAAUUCCCAGCAGGGCUAACUUAGCGCCAGCCUUCUUCCACAGCUGUAAGCGACACAGGAGGCGGGGAAACGUGCCACUAGCUUGUACUUCGGAACCGUAAAGUCGCUUACCUUUUUUCUGCAUGGCCAGUCGUGUAGCGCAGCCUUGCUCCUCUCUCUCCUUCGAGCACUGGUGAUAUUACACUACCGGUAGUUUAUUCAAGUUUUUAAAAAGGUGGGUAUUUUAUUUUUAAUUUUAUUUUUUGGACUGCAUUGGCAACCAUAGCAAAUGUUACUGGAUGAUUUGGCUGUUCUGUUCACUUUGCUAUUUCUUUGUGAUGUGAAUUUUAUUUUCAUUUGUUUUCGGUGGGAUCGAUAUGCGCAUCUUUAGUGCAUCAUGUUGAAAUAUUCAAAAAAGAAAAAAAAAAAAAAAUCCUACGUGCUGACCAGAAAAUCGACUCCCAGCAGAGAUUUAAAAUACAUCAUCCUAUCGCUCUUUGAAGCAAUCACAGGUUUCUCCAGAUGGCUGCCACAACCAUUUUCUUUUGUCUCCACAUUUGCACAUUCAGCUCUGGUAGAACUUCACCCGAGUUACCUGAAACUCUUUUUUUUUUUUUUUGUGUUAUUAUUCUUUUAAUUUUGACAGAGUAUUUUCAGGUCCUUCUUUUUACCCCCCCUCUCCCAAAAGCCCCUCCUCCUUUUGGCUGAGUCUGUGUGCAGUGUGUGACUGGAAUUUAGGUGGCCCUGAGGCUCGGCGUGCGUGCGUCCAAGAAUAUCUUUAUCUGAUCAAACUAAGCGAUAAAAUUGCUGUAUCGGUCUAUAAAGAAAUUGAGGAAGCACUACGCAAGUGUUGGCCUCCUCCGCGCGGAGAAUUUGUCGGAAUCUAAUAGAGGGCGGUCGGUUACAUUGUGCGUGGAAAAGAAAACGCUCUACCUGGCUUGUAACUGACGAGAACUGUGAUGUACAGAUCAUGUAUUAUUAAAAUCCGAAGCGAGUAAUGCAAUGACAUUAGGAUACAGUUUUUGUAUUUUUAUUCUUGUAUAAGGUUAUUAGAGGGCUAUUGUUUAGCCUCUAGUUCAUUCUGUGUUAUUUAAAUUCUAAUAUAUGAAUCAUAUUUGGAUUGAAGUCAUGUUCAGGGGCCAUGUUGUGUAUGUUUUGAGAUGUAAAGCCUUUGAAUGUGAAUAAUUAUUGUAAACUAUAAUAUUUUACAGUUUUUCUUUCUUACUAUAUCAUGCAUUUUCUAUUUGCUCAGUGAUUUAAUCAUAUUCCGAUGAUAAUUUAAUGACUCUGUUCAUUCUCUCGCUGAUUGUGUGCUCUAGGUCAGUAGAUGUUGAAUGACAACUUUUCCACUUAACGCUUGGUAGUCCAGUAAUUAAAGCAUGUAGGGAAUUUAGGCAUCCGAAGAAAGCCGCGUGUCUGUUUUUCUGUUAGGUCCGCAAGUCAUGACAUGGGAAAAGAUGCAGCGUUUCACUGGCAAUGGCUUCUCACAUCCUGCAGCAUGUAAAUAAAGUAUCAGCCCACCA
This is a messenger RNA of Syngnathus typhle (broad-nosed pipefish), 3945 nucleotides long. It is a transcript of the gene pdpk1b, whose product is annotated as 3-phosphoinositide dependent protein kinase 1b. The record is from RefSeq and is a predicted model, not a curated record. The transcript is spliced from 14 exons. Bases 137 to 1807 code for a protein of 556 amino acids. NCBI's taxonomy places the organism in Eukaryota, Metazoa, Chordata, Actinopteri, Syngnathiformes, Syngnathidae. Gene Ontology annotation, biological process: peptidyl-serine phosphorylation; intracellular signal transduction. Gene Ontology annotation, molecular function: ATP binding; protein serine/threonine kinase activity.